AUGGGGAUUACAACGAAUCUUGUGCAGGCGGUGCUGCUUGUAGAGAUGAGUGUGUUUACAUUUAUGUUGCUUCCUGUAUCAAAGGGUCUCAAGAAGAGCAUUCUCAAGGUGUUUAUGGCAUCUAAGUUGUACCGAGGGAUUCUACACAUUUUGUAUGUGCUAUUGGCGAUGAUUCUUGUGAUGUUUGUUGACUCAGCAUAUAAAAUAUACACUGGUGAGGAUUAUGCCAAUCCGUUUGUUCUAUACCAAGCAGAGCGGAAUCUGUAUCUGACUGGGUUUACGUUGUUUCUUGCAGUGAUAUUCCAGAUGUUCAUCAAGAUGAUGUCGCUGCUAUUCAAAGAGGAGGAGUCAGCGUUGCUGCUCAGGAAGCAAUCCAUGAAUCAGAAGAAGUAUGUUGAGGACAUUGUGAGCGGAAAUGCAAGAAGCGAGGAAAAAAUCAAGCAGCUCGAAGACGAAGUAAGCAGUUUGAACAAAAAAAUCGUUUCAAGUGACAUGCUGAUUAAGCAACUUAGAAACAACCAAAACGAGUACUUCAGCAUCUUUGACAAAUACAAUGCACUUAAGGAGCAGAUUCAAAAAGAGUCUAAAAAAUCCAAAUAA
Molecule: messenger RNA, 600 nt
Organism: Ordospora colligata OC4
Lineage: Eukaryota; Fungi; Microsporidia; Ordosporidae
Exons: 1
Coding region: 1-600 (199 amino acids)
Source: RefSeq, a predicted model, not a curated record